Schistocerca piceifrons (Central American locust) is the source of this 726-nucleotide messenger RNA. RefSeq lists its product as uncharacterized. The coding region runs from base 1 to 711 and encodes 236 amino acids. Lineage: Eukaryota; Metazoa; Arthropoda; Insecta; Orthoptera; Acrididae. The record is from RefSeq and is a predicted model, not a curated record. The transcript is spliced from 3 exons.
AUGCAUCUACGUAGGCUUGAUACUGUUUUAGCGUACACGGACGGCGUCGCAUAUCUGACAAGGCUCGCGGCCUUGGCGCUCGCGAAAUUCCCCACAGUAGUCUCAUCGCCGCUCGCCAUCGCCAUCGGCAGUCGCCCCACGUGCUGCCCCGGCAGAUGCGACUAUAUAAGAGAGGACAGCGCCCAUCCCACUUACAGUCCGACCCGUCUGCACGAGCGGCUCUUCCAGUCUCGAGAUGAGGACUCUGACGCUGUUGGUGCUGGUGGCGGCCCUGGUGGGCGUGGCGCUGUGCGUCCCGCUGCCGCUGCCGCUGCCCGGCCCCGUGCCGGCCGCCCCCGCCGCCCCCGCAGCGCCCCGCGAGUCGCUGCGCGCCAGCGAGCAGUUCUACUACCCGUACGCCUACUCGUACUACCCGUACGGGUACUACCUGCUGGGCUGAGGCGGCGCCGCCCCCCACCCGCCACUGCUCACCGACGCCCGCGACGGACUCUCCACGGACCCUGCUUUCGCUUUCUCUACUUGUCAAUUAGCCUUGUAGCGCAUAAUAAACAGACACUCCUGGCCAAACUGCGUCUCUUAUUUGACAAAAUAACUGCCAAUUACCACACCUAUGCCUGUUUGUGCACUUCUGUGAUUCUAGUAGGGGAAAUAUGUUCUACCUUAGCAAAUUUUCCGACGUGCGCACUGACCAUGUUAAAGAAGUUAAAAUAGUUUAUUAGUCCAUUU